Messenger RNA from Boeremia exigua, 933 nucleotides. Its product is annotated as Alpha/Beta hydrolase protein. The coding region runs from base 1 to 933 and encodes 310 amino acids. NCBI's taxonomy places the organism in Eukaryota, Fungi, Ascomycota, Dothideomycetes, Pleosporales, Didymellaceae. The record is from RefSeq and is a predicted model, not a curated record. The transcript has 3 exons. Gene Ontology annotation, biological process: biosynthetic process.
AUGGAGAGUGAAGACAAUCCAUUGAGGAUACAAACCGGCUCGCUCUGCUCAUUCCAACGACCGACUCCGCUGGUACUCAUUCACGACUCUAGUGGCACGACCUUUAGUUAUUUCCGCCUGGGCAGCUUGAACCGCGAUGUCUGGGCUAUUCAUGACCCACACUUUGAUGAAGGCACACCGUGGAAGGGCGGGUUUGGCGAGAUUGCCGAGCACUACAUAAAAUUGAUCGAAACGGCAGGGAUUCGAGGUUCGAUCCUGCUCGGAGGAUGGUCGCUCGGGGGUUAUCUCGCGCUCACGAUUUCUCACAAAUUAACGGCUAUCACGAAUCCUACCUUCUCUGUCGCCGGCAUCUUGCUUGUUGACUCUCCGUAUCACACCCCAAUGAGUAAGCUGCCACCUCACGCCCCAGAUCCCAACUUUCAACACCUUCCGGAACUUGUCCGUAAGUCAUUCGAGAAUUACGAUGUCCUUUUAGACAAAUGGGAACUACCUCCAUGGACCGCGCCUGCUUUGGAAGGCAAAACUAUACGUUGUAGCGCGGGUGGCAAGACCUUCAUGGUAGCAAACGGCAGGAUCCUAUACAAGCCCUUAGGUAAGGGCUGGGAAGAUGUCAAAAUGCAAAGCUUCGAGCAUGGCACCUCUACCUUGGAACGCUGCAUCGAAUUACCCCCAGCAGCUCUGAUCAGAUGCGCUCAGGCCAUACCAACUGAUACAGAUUCGAAAAUGCCGUGUUUCGUAGAUCGAUUCCGUCACGAGACACUGCUAGGUUGGGAUAGUAAUUUCCCCAGUUUCAUCAAGGCCGCCGUGGACACGAACACUCACCACUUCAACAUAUUCGAUGCUAACAUAAAUUUUAUUGCACAGUUCAAACCAUUAACGAUACAAUUGAAUGAAUGUCUAGAAGUUCUAGAUAGCUGUUGCCCGAUGGGAUAA